UGCUGUAACAUUGAAGCAGGGUCACUGUGUUGCGCUUUACAACCGAACCUUUAAUUUUGAUAGAACGAUUAUCCGAAGAAAGGGACGCGCAAUAGAACACAGUCGAGUCAUUUUAUCUCGGUGAUAAAACGCGUAUCUCAAGAUGGGUGUCCCGAAAUUCUUCAGAUACAUAAGCGAGAGGCAUCCUUGUCUGAGCGAGACGAUCAAGGAAUAUCAGAUGCCAGAAUUUGAUUAUUUAUACUUAGAUAUGAAUGGUAUCGUACAUGCAUGUUCACAUCCAAAUGACAGUGACGUUCACUUUCGUAUCUCUGAGGAUACCAUUUUUAAUAACAUAUUCCACUAUAUAGAAGUACUAUUUAACAUGAUACGGCCACAAAAGUUGUUUUUUAUGGCAAUAGAUGGAGUAGCUCCUAGAGCUAAAAUUAAUCAACAAAGAAGUCGGCGAUUUAGAACCGCCAAAGAUGCUGAAGUACAAGAGGCUAAUGCUAAAAUACACGGUCUUGUGAUACCUACAGAAAAGAAAUUUGACUCAAACUGCAUAACCCCAGGAACCUUCUUUAUGGCCGAACUCACUAGGCGGCUCAAUCGUUUUAUUGUACAUAAAAUUUCUAUAGAUGAUACUUGGAAAAAAUGUAAAGUAUUAUUCAGUGGCUCUGAGGUCCCUGGAGAGGGAGAACACAAAAUUAUGGAUUUUAUAAGACAUAUGAAAGCUAGUAAAGAUUAUGACUUUAACUCUAGACAUUGUUUAUAUGGUCUAGAUGCUGAUUUAAUAAUGUUAGGUUUGUGCUCCCAUGAGCCAAAUUUCUCCCUUUUGAGAGAGGAAGUUAAGUUUGGUAAGAAGCAAAAGAAGAUUCAGACUCCUGAAGAGACAAAGUUCUGUCUCCUUCAUUUGUCACUCUUACGAGAAUAUAUAGAUCAUGAGUUCUCGCCGGUCAAAGACAAGAUAUCUUUUCCAUAUGACAUUGAGAAAAUAAUUGACGAUUGGGUUUUAAUGGGAUUCCUUGUGGGAAAUGAUUUUAUUCCCCACUUGCCAAAUUUACAUAUUACCAGUGGUGCACUGCCAAUUCUGUACCGUGCAUACAUGGAAGUAUUGCCAACGUUUGAAGGUUAUAUAAACGAAACGGGAACAUUAAAUCUGAACCGAUUUGAGAAGUUUAUGGAGAGACUAAGUCGUUUAGAUGUAAAGCAGUUUAACGAACAUUAUGCUGACUUAAAGUAUUUUGAAAGUAAAACAGGUAGAAAGCCUAAUGAAUUUGAACGUCAUAUAUAUAAGAAAUCGGAAGAUGGAGAAGCAACAUCUCCUAAAAAAAUACAAAAUAAAGAUUUAGACGCUUUAAUUAAGUCCACUGCAGAGAUGUCCUUAGGACACUCUGACGAAGAUGAUGAUUUGGAUAUGAUGGACGAUGAAUCAGACAGUGAUAUAUAUCAUAUGGAAUUUGUACAGCAUAAAAGAGAUUAUUAUAUGAACAAGUUAGAGUACAAAAAUGUUGACGCGGACUUUUUACGUUCACAAGCAGAGGGUUAUGUGAGAGCGAUACAAUGGAAUUUACAUUAUUAUUAUAACGGUUGUUGUAGUUGGUCGUGGUAUUAUCCACAUCAUUAUGCCCCGUACAUUUCAGACAUAAAAGACUUCAAGGAUUUAAAGCUGGAAUUUGAAUUGGGAGAACCAUUCUUACCUUUUGAGCAAUUGCUGGCUGUGUUACCAGCAUAUAGCAAGGACCUAUUACCGGUAACGUUUCAAUCGUUAUUGGUAGAAAAGGAUUCUCCCAUUAUCAGUUACUAUCCAACUGAUUUUAAGACCGAUUUAAAUGGUAAACAGCAAGAAUGGGAAGCAGUUGUACUUAUUCCAUUCAUUGAUGAGAAAUUAUUGUUGGCUGCUAUGCAGCCACACUUGUCAAAGCUAACACCGGAGGAAAAGCAACGAAAUGCGCACGGGCAAAUGCGUUUAUAUUCGUAUACUGAUGAAGAUUUAGGUGUUUGCGAAGCUACAUCACACUUCUCGAAAAUAAUUAAUCACGCUCAAGUAACAUUGAUAAGUCGCGAUGACAUUUUCUUACCAAAAGAGCAAUUAAUCCGAGGCUUGUCCCCGGGUUUCGACAUAAACGUUUAUUAUCCUGGAUUUCCUAAGUUGCAGCAUAUACCUCAUACGGCGAGUCUAACAAAAGCAGAUGUGAAAGUAUUCCAACAACCAUCACGAGUAGAAAAUAUGAUUUUGCAUAUAUUGGAACAGAAUAGUCCACAGGAUUUGGAAAACUUAGCGCCGCAACUAUUAGGGAAGAUCGUGUACGUUAAUUGGCCUUACUUGAAGGAGGCCCUCGUGAUCGGUGUGUCUAAUAAUAACGUAAAGUUCACUUUAAUCGAGGCACUGGUCGAUUACAGUCACGACAAUGUGAGCAAAGAAGACGUGUCAACCACGGAAUGGAAUAUACAAAAGAAACAUAUCAGUGAGACAUAUAUGUCUCGUCUUGGGAUAUCUAUAGGCCAUACGGACAUACUGCUCUACGCUCGUCCUCUCCUAAGUACCAAGUACGUUUUCAAUACCAAUGGAGAACUGACACUCGAGAAACAGUGGGCCAAGUUGGCCGUGCCGUAUGCUUAUCAGACGGUAGUCAGGAACAUUCCCGUUUAUUACAAGAGCGAACCGCUCUACAAGAGUAUGUACGACAUUUUCGUACCAGGAAGCAUUUGUUUCAUGCUGGGCUACCCGCACUACAGUGCGAUAGGAGAGGUCUUGCCACAUGGUACGGACAAUACGAAGCAGCACAGAAUCCAAAUCUCCAUGACGGUUACGAAAGAGCCAACGUUUGAGAUCGUUAAACAAAUUCAUGCUCAACAGAAGACACGAUACAUGCAUGGUAGUAUCGCCGCGCAACGUCUUGGGAUAAGUAGUCAUCUCUUGAGCAGAAUCACUGGCACAAUUUACGUUAUACGGACAUCAAAUGAGUUGGAGGUUACGAAACUUAAUAUCGGAUUGAAUUUGAAAUUUAACAAGAAAAAUGAAGAGGUACCUGGUUACACUAAGAAGGAAAACAGCCAAUGGUUGUACAGUAUAAGGGCAAUUGAACUGAUCCGCAGUUACAUGGUCAAAUGUCCCAACUUGUUUGAACGCUUAGCGGUAAAUGUGACGAAUGAUAUAUUUCAAGAAGAGGAAUUAUUUGACAAAAAAUCGGACGAGCUGGAAAAUAUAGUCGCUUGGCUGAAAAUGGAACUACGUGAUAUAGAGAGCCGCGCUUGCGGAAUAGAAGCCGUUGACACGGAAGUAGUACAGCAGAUGGAGGAGGAAUUGAAGCAGUACCUGAACACGCAGAGUGCUAACAGCAAAACUGUGACGAUGCAGGUGAAGCCGCACUUGCUUUUUAAGCCGGAAUUACAUUUUCGCAACAUGGUACCUCCUGAUCCACAUGCCCUGCAUCGUUUAUUGGACCGUAUUCGCUGCGUUCGAAGAGGCUUCACCGUACCGAUCGGAGCUAAAGGCACUAUUAUAGGAAUACAGAAGGCGAACAUCCAAGUGGACACGAUGUUCGACGUGUUAUUCGACCAGCCUUUCAUAGGCGGUUUCUCGAUCAAUGGUUGUUCCGAAUCGCGCGGAUAUCGCCUGGCGAUCACAGAUUUCCUGAACAUUAGCCACGGCGAGAGAAUUGAACACGGGAAUUCAAUAAACGAACCGACAGAAAACUGGCGACAAAUGGCUAAUGCCAGUUCACCGAAAAGGAACAUCCGUCAGUCGCCGAAGGUGUCCCCGCAGAUGUGUCUCGCCAAGAAGGGUCUUGAGAAAUUGAAUCAAGAUAUACUAUCGAAAAUGGAGCUGUGCAAGAAAACGAUAACGACGCCCAGCAAAGUACCGUCGCAGAACGCGUCUUCAUCAAAUCAGUCGUCCGAAUUUCAAACAUUGUGGAACGAGUUGCAUAAGAUGCAGAAGUCGAGUUUACCGCCGCCGCCGCCGUCGGAGAAAGUAUUAUUGGGUCCGCUGAUAACAGUCGAGCCAUUUGGCAAUAAUCACAAUAAUAUACAAUCGCAGUCGCAGGAUCCCAGUGCAUUCUUGAAAGCAAUGUUGAAAAUUUCUGGCGAGCAGACUCCGACAAGUACGCAACAAGGUAAUCAAUCAACGUCACAAUCCACGGGAACGUCCCAGAAAAUAACAAUUGCUGAGAUGGACCGAACAUCGAAUCCGCCUCCACCUUUGGUGCAACAAUGGUUUGACCAUGCUCGGCGUGUUGAGGGAAAACAAGAAAAAACAAGUCCAAUCUGGCAUUGUUCACAAUUAUUGAAACAUUUCUCGUGCCACAGGAUUGGUAUGCCAAAGUACAGUUAUUUUGUCGACGAAAAAACUGGUCUAAUUACCUGCCAGAUUAUGGUGCAAGAUUCAAGCUUUAGAGGCGAUCCUUGCGCUACUCAUGAACAAGCCGCGGAAAGUGCCGCGAGGAAAACAUAUAAGACGUUAAAUUUGGAUAAGAUAUUAACGCCCGACACGAAAAUGAUACCGGCGCCUCAGCAACAAUGGUACAACGGCCAACAAAAUAGCUCUUGGGUCCAAAAUAUCCGGCCUCCUAUGAUGCCGAUGUGUCCACCGAAGAUGCCACCAAUCCCACAAAAUUUAAACAUGCAGCCCAACUUAUUUUACCCAAAAUGGAAUCAGAAACUGCCACCAAAUCCAGGGUUUAUCCAAACCGCGUCGUAUAGUCAAGGAAGACAACAGCAAGGAAAACCUCUGUCGAGCCAGUCCAAAGUAGAGGUAAAACAGAGCACCGCGUUUGUUCCGUUACAGGCUCAGAAGAAGAAUAGAAAUGCCAGCGUGAAGCAGACUCCAAAAGAAACGAGUCCGAGCGCCAAAAAAAAUCCUACUUCCAAAACGCAGCAACAGCAACAUCCAAAAAAGGAAGAAACUCAAAAAAUACUACUCAAGAACGAAGCAUCGGAAGUUGUAAAUAAGAUCAAGAAGAAAGAGCCAAGCGAGCCUCAAAUAUCACAACAACCGCAGAGUGCGACGGCAAAAACGUCCAAGCCAAGGAGAUCGCGCGUUGCCGCGAAAUUCGGCACACAAGUUUUGCCGAACGGCGAUGAACCCCAGUGAAGGCUUUACUUCACUCGGUAUUCACAACGGGGGAGUAGAUCUCUUCCACGGAUUAUAUGUGCAGAUUUUUCUUUGAUCCCCAUCGGGCCAGUAUUUCAUCGGAUUUCGAAGGUUUUAUGUCCACACGCUGAAAACAAUUUUCGUACUUGUUAUAUGUACGAUCGCAUACACGAAGGAAUCGUUAUGUAGACUUCUGGAGUGAAAUGUAUAUACACAUACACACAUACACGCACUGAACUUAUAUACAUAAUAUACAACAUAAAGGACAUUAUUGUAAGUGAGAAUGAUUAUUUUACUAUUUACUUUGUCUUUUGUACAAUCCACAAUGUACUGACGUAUUUUCAUUUA
Harpegnathos saltator (Jerdon's jumping ant) is the source of this 5419-nucleotide messenger RNA. It is a transcript of the gene pcm, whose product is annotated as 5'-3' exoribonuclease pacman. Bases 143 to 5071 code for a protein of 1642 amino acids. Gene Ontology annotation, biological process: rRNA catabolic process; nuclear-transcribed mRNA catabolic process. NCBI's taxonomy places the organism in Eukaryota, Metazoa, Arthropoda, Insecta, Hymenoptera, Formicidae. The record is from RefSeq and is a predicted model, not a curated record. The transcript has 19 exons. Gene Ontology annotation, cellular component: nucleus. Gene Ontology annotation, molecular function: RNA binding; 5'-3' RNA exonuclease activity.